Kluyveromyces marxianus DMKU3-1042 is the source of this 2901-nucleotide messenger RNA. RefSeq names its product Zn(II)2Cys6 transcription factor. The record is from RefSeq and is a predicted model, not a curated record. Gene Ontology annotation, molecular function: transcription cis-regulatory region binding; zinc ion binding; DNA-binding transcription factor activity, RNA polymerase II-specific. NCBI's taxonomy places the organism in Eukaryota, Fungi, Ascomycota, Saccharomycetes, Saccharomycetales, Saccharomycetaceae. Bases 1 to 2901 code for a protein of 966 amino acids. Gene Ontology annotation, cellular component: nucleus. Gene Ontology annotation, biological process: positive regulation of transcription by RNA polymerase II. The transcript has a single exon.
AUGGAAGGGCAGGAGAAUAGGGAGAUUGGUGUUGCCAACAACCUUGAUUAUGUGUCCGAUGAUAAAAAUGGUUUGAAGAAGCGAAAGUCUACGUAUUCGAGGAAAGGAUGUCUUCAAUGUAAAAAGGCCCACACCAAGUGUGACGAAAGGAAGCCUCAGUGCACCAGAUGUGCAAAGAGAGCCAUAAAUUGUACGUACAAGAACCAUUUUGUUUUCCAGAAAAACGAAUUCUCAAGCAGUAGUCCUGGGUUAGAGUAUGUUCAGUCUGGAUUAGGUACCGAUAACUUGAACAAUUGCAUAGACACCCAGCAUACAGCAACAGCAACAACAAUAACUAAUACUACUAAUACUAAUACCAAUACUAAUAUCAAUAAUAAUGCUGACAUCAAUACAACCAAUAAUAAUAAUAGACUUGAUCAGCAGCAUCAGCAACAGCAUAAUCUUAACUCACAUGCUCAUGUGGUUAACAAUAUUCACAAUAACAAUAGUGGCCAGGCAGAUAAAAGUUCAGACCCUAAUGCAUACGGUGUUGGUCCAACACCAAUGGGGAUUCCUGUUCCAGCUGGGUACCAUAACGCGUCGAUGCCAUUGCAAAUGGUAGGAACUACGCCUUCUUUGCAACUGCCGAUUUCUCCAACUCCAGGGUCUACAAUAAACAGCCCUAUCGGAAACGCUAAUAUACCAGUUAGCAAUAAUGUUGGUGCAUACGUUCCGACACAUCACGGACCUAUGAAUCUUGGAACCCAUUAUCCGCAGAACCUUGGCAACCCAAGUGGGGUAACGACUCUACCACCAUUAAAUGUAGAACUAACACAAGGAAUGGGUAACCAGCCCAAGAAAACUGAUGACUCUCCCGGAAUGCCCGAUCAUGCUGCUGCUCAACAAAUGAAAGGCAUAAAUGGUUUACAACAACAGCAACAACCUUCUCAGCAGUACCCAGAUCAAAGGGUAUAUCAUCAGACUGUAAGCCCUGGAUCCAAGCCGUAUCCUUACCCAAGUUUGCAGUAUCAAAGACAAAAGUCAGGUGGUUUGAUGGCCUCUGAUACCAAUUUCAACACGCAUCUUUACAACAAUGGGAAAUUAUCAAAUGAUCCUCCAGGAACGUUCCCAACUGAUAUUGGUUUCGAUCAGCGGAAACUUUACCAAAGCGUUAAACAGAGUUUAGCUCCCAACGCAAACAAAAAUAAUUUGUACACUACCACAGCUCCCUCUCCUUCUACAAACAAUGUUCCUUUGGAAAAGAGUACUAGUAAUCUAGAUUACAGGUUAAUGUCUGAUUCUAAAAAUAAUGGAACUUCCAAUGAUUCAUUCAGCAUUAGCAGAGAGAAAUCUGGGUCAGCAUUAGGGACUGAUACAGAUGGUAACAAUCUGGACUCAGAUAUCGUUAAUAUAAGAGAUUAUAUCUACAUUUCUCCGACUGACUGGAACUUUUUGAACCUCCUAAGGUUCGAUCAAAAUGACACUCGAGACAAUACCCCAGAGUUGGAACAAUCCAUGCAGACUAAUUUAUUUCAGUUGUGUUGGAGGGGUGCUUCAAGCAGCGAAAUACAUUCUGUAUUCAACUCCUAUGAUCCAAUUCAAAUCCUCUACGCUACCGAAAACCCUUCAACAGCGACAACAAUCCCAUUAGACGAUCCAAAACUAUUGAACUUUAUCUGGACAGUAGUAAGAACUACUUUACUCUGUGGGAACUUGAUCUUAUUCCCAUUCAAGGACCACUUCGAUCUGCUACUGGAUAUUUUUAUUUCAAUGGGCAGAAAAUAUCCAUUGAUGAAAGAUGUGUUCGUUUAUGUGGCUUCGCUAUUUAUGAAGGAUACAUACUACAACUCUAAUUUGAAGUACUUUGCCCAUAUUUGGGAUCGGUAUGUUAGAAUGCCAACUCUAAAGAGAUGUUUGGAUCAGCUCACGGUGUUAAUCAGAAAAUCAAACGAUUAUUGCGAUAAUAUAUCGCUUGCAUUCACGGUAACUUUAUUAUUCGCUGCUAACAGUGCUAAUAAGAGCACAGAGUGGCGAACCCAUCUCAGAGGAGUUCAUGAUCUAUUCCAAAGAGUGGAGAGAUUGAAACCCUCUCAAAUAAAAGAUGAACACACAGAGAAAAACGCACACGAAUGCUACCUUUUUGUGAAAGAUUGGUUUUGUCAUGCUGAAGUUUUAGCAUGGAUUACUUCUGACAAUGGAGGAUGCUUCAGCAGCCAAGAAGACCUUGAGAAACUAUUGAAUCAAGCUGCUUAUUCGAAAUAUAACCUUUUGAAUGGACGCUUAGACUUAAUCAGAGGGUACACAGCAGAUUAUUAUCCCAUCUUUACCAUGCUCAGUAGCAACCUGUUAAAAUCAAAGAAACAAGGGAAACCAUUAUCUGGUACAAACAUGUUAAGGUCGUACUUCUUGGAAUCAGAUUCAGAGGUUUUAAAUUCACUGAAGAAUGUAGGGCUGAAUGCUUUGGCUCUACUCAGGAAUAUUCCUAUUGACGACGAAUACCUUAACCAAGCUACUAUUGGGCUUUCUGAUGUCAGAUUGAAGUUGUCGAUGAAAAACUGCACUAGAAUGUAUCAUUAUGCUCUCGAAUUGUACCUCGAAAUAUUUUUCUUAAGGAAACAAAUAGUAUCUCAGUAUGUGCAACGCAGGUUAGAAAAAAUGCUCGAAUGUCUCUUUUCUAUUCCAUUCCAAAGCACUUGCAGUAUCACAUGCCAUUGGCCCAUCUACUUGGGUGCCCUAAUCUCAUUGUUGAUUAAGGAUCAAACUUUGUAUUCACACUACACUUCUGUCUUGAAAUCAUUCGUGACUAAUGGUAUGAAUGUUGCUUCAAAUUCUCUAGAGAGGCUUUCUCAUAUAUCCAAGGCAUUAUCAUAUGGGGACUACAAUAGUCUUGUAGACCCAGCACACGACUACAUAGUUUAUUAG